CUUAUCUUCAAACAUCUCUGAAAUUCCUCAAUUAGAGACGCUUUUGUUUGUUUACGAGGUCAACUGAUAUUGUGACUUUCGUAAGUGAUUUGAUCAGGCUGCGUUCAAAAUUUGUCGUCCAAUUUGGUAAAUAUUGCCUAUUGGUCUUGAAAUUUUAUUAUUUGAUGUGUAAAUGAAAUGAACGGAAUUGAACAAAUUUAGUUGAUUUUGAUAUCUUCUAAAAUCAGUUGCUACUGUAAUUAUAAUUCGGGUAUCUAAAGUUUGGUAUAGAGAUCACAAAAUGCGCUUGUUCAUUUCAUUUGCGAUUGUCGUGGUGCUUUUAAAAAUUAGUCAAUGCGCAGAAGAACACACGUUCUACGUUGUUCUCGAUAUGGAUGGAGAUCCCUACAUUGUUGCCCGUGAACCUCAAAGUUGGGUGGCUCAGGCAACCUAUAGUAUCAAAAUUGAAGAAGAAGGCUUCGCCUAUCUGACUUUGACAUCUAACCCUGACUAUCCUGAUUCAGUGCAGGCGUAUUGCGCAGGUUACCUUGAAGGGUUUAUGACUUAUAAGCAGAUAAACCAAACAUUCAUCAACCAGAACGUCGAAAAUGUGAAGCCAACUGGAGAUGUGAAAGAUUUUAUAGUUGAUAAUUUCAAUUACGUCAAUAAAAUGAUCGAGGAAAAUUCCACUACUACCUACUGGUAUCAAAUCAGCCUGCUGGUUUACCAAAUCAAAGGAAUGGAGGAUGGGUAUUUGGGUUUGCCUGCCAAGGUAUCCCGAACCAUAGACCCAAUUGGUCUGUUCUGGAUCUACAACUGGCUUUGGACCGAACUGACAGACAUCCAAUUGAAGUAUGCCAGGGGAACAUCGACAUUGGGAUCCGGAUCAUGCAGUGCCAUGAUCAGAUACACAGGCGAUGAUCUGAUUGCAUCUCACGUGACCUGGACAGAAUACAGUUCAAUGCUCAGAACGAUGAAAAAGUACAACCUGAAGUUUAAGAAGAACCCCACGAGCAAUGAUACGAUCCCUGGCUUCGAGAUUCUAGAAAGUUCCUACCCGGGAAUAGUACACUCCGUAGACGACUAUUAUGUCACAAGCGAAAAGCUCGUCGUUAUCGAGACUACAAAUUCGAUUCAAAAUGACACUCUCUACGACUACAUCGUGCCAAAUGGAGCCGUUCCCUACUUCCUACGAGUGGCAUUGGCUAAUCGUCUCAGUGAGUCGGGACUCGACUGGACUAACUAUUUCGCGAUGUACAACUCGGGAACCUAUAACAAUCAAUGGAUGGUGGUAGAUUAUAAAAAGUUCACGCCUCAUACGCCAAUUGGGCCUGGAACCCUUUACAUUCUGGAACAAAUGCCGGGUUUCGUUGUUACCAAAGACAUGUCGGAAUCUUUGGAGACCGGCUUGAAUGCUUGGGUUAGCUACAAUAUUCCGGCUUUCCCUGAAGUCCAAGAAAAGAACAAUUACAGUACAUACAUCAAUACGUACGGACCGUUUUUCUCUCAUGAUCACUCUCCUCGAGCCAAUAUUUUCAGACGAGGAUUAUCAAAUGUAACUGAUUUGAACUCAGCUAUGUCUCUAAUGCGGUACAACGACUACCAGAACGAUCCGUACGCGAAGGCAAACUGCACGCCGUUGGCUUACAGUGCAGAGAACGGCAUUAGUGCAAGAUGUGAGUUGAAUCCGACAAAUCAGGUUUGCGCGAUUGCAGCUGAAGCGGCGAGAUGUCACGGAGCAACUGAUUUGAAAAUUGUCGGUAUGAGUUUGGUAAAUUCGAUGCAGAUGAUUGCUAUCAGUGGACCAACUUACGAGCAACAGGAGCCAUUUGAUUGGUCUAAACAGAAAGACACUGCAUGUGAUGGAAUUUUGCAUGAAGGUCAUCCGACGAAGUUUGCUUUCGAACCAGUACUCGUUGAUCUGUGAAGACGCAUAAAUCAAAACUUUACUAUGUUUACUAAAUUUACAGAAAAAUUAGCUACUGUAUCAUAUAGAUAGAUCACAUAUUUCUUGAA
This is a messenger RNA of Symsagittifera roscoffensis, 1995 nucleotides long. RefSeq names its product putative phospholipase B-like 2. The record is from RefSeq and is a predicted model, not a curated record. The transcript has a single exon. Gene Ontology annotation, biological process: phospholipid catabolic process. Gene Ontology annotation, molecular function: glycerophospholipase activity. The coding region runs from base 281 to 1906 and encodes 541 amino acids. Gene Ontology annotation, cellular component: extracellular region. NCBI's taxonomy places the organism in Eukaryota, Metazoa, Xenacoelomorpha, Acoela, Convolutidae.